This is a messenger RNA of Candidula unifasciata, 1401 nucleotides long. The record is from the annotation of a GenBank genome assembly. Lineage: Eukaryota; Metazoa; Mollusca; Gastropoda; Stylommatophora; Geomitridae.
AUGUCUGUACAUUUUGGAUGUGACAGUUCUCUAGUAUUGUCUGUACAUGUUGGAAGUGACAGUUCUCUAGUUAUGUCUGUACAUGUUGGAUGUGACAGUUCUCUAGUUAUGUCUGUACCUGAUGGAUGUGACAGUUCUCUAGUUAUGCCUGCACAUGAUGGAUGUGACAGUUCUCUAGUUAUGUCUGUACCUGAUGGAUGUGACAGUUCUCUAGUUAUGUCUGCACAUGAUGGAUGUGACAGUUCUCUAGUUAUGUCUGUACAUGUUGGAUGUGACAGUUCUCUAGUUAUGUCUGUACAUGAUGAAUGUGACAUUAUGUCUGUACAUGAUGGAUGUGACAGUUCUCUAGUUAUGUCUGUACAUGUUGGAUGUGACAGUUCUCUAGUUAUGUCUGUACAUGAUGGAUGUGACAGUUCUCUAGUUAUGUCUGUACAUGUUGGAUGUGACAGUUCUCUAGUUAUGUCUGUACAUGAUGGAUGUGACAGUUCUCUAGUUAUGUCUGUACAUGAUGGAUGUGACAGUUCUCUAGUUAUGUCUGUACAUGAUGGAUGUGAAAGUUCUCUAGUUAUGUCUGUACCUGAUGGAUGUGAAAGUUCUCUAGUUAUGUCUGUACAUGAUGGAUGUGACAGUUCUCUAGUUAUGUCUGUACCUGAUGGAUGUGAAAGUUCUCUAGUUAUGUCUGUACAUGAUGGAUGUGACAGUUCUCUAGUUAUGUCUGUACAUGUUGGAUGUGACAGUUCUCUAGUUAUGUCUGUACAUGAUGGAUGUGACAGUUCUCUAGUUAUGUCUGUACACGAUGGAUGUGACAGUUCUCUAGUUAUGUCUGUACACGAUGGAUGUGACAGUUCUCUAGUUAUGUCUGUACAUGUUGGAUGUGACAGUUCUCUAGUUAUGUCUGUACAUGAUGGAUGUGACAGUUCUCUAGUUAUGUCUGUACACAAUGGAUGUGACAGUUCUCUAGUUAUGUCUGUACCUGAUGGAUGUGACAGUUCUCUAGUUAUGUCUGUACCUGAUGGAUGUGACAGUUCUCUAGUUAUGUCUGUACCUGAUGGAUGUGACAGUUCUCUAGUUAUGUCUGUACCUGAUGGAUGUGACAGUUCUCUAGUUAUGUCUGUACACAAUGGAUGUGACAGUUCUCUAGUUAUGUCUGUACCUGAUGGAUGUGACAGUUCUCUAGUUAUGUCUGUACAUGAUGGAUGUGACAGUUCUCUAGUUAUGUCUGUACAUGAUGGAUGUGACAGUUCUCUAGUUAUGUCUGUACACGAUGGAUGUGACAGUUCUCUAGUUAUGUCUGUACAUGUUGGAUGUGACAGUUCUCUAGUUAUGUCUGUACAUGUUGGAUGUGACAGUUCUCUAGUUAUGUCUGUACAUGUUGGAUGUCAGGACUGGAUUGGUCACUAA